Molecule: messenger RNA, 2399 nt
Organism: Pollicipes pollicipes
Lineage: Eukaryota; Metazoa; Arthropoda; Thecostraca; Pollicipedomorpha; Pollicipedidae
Product: translation initiation factor eIF-2B subunit delta-like
Source: RefSeq, a predicted model, not a curated record
AAAGUGGCUCCGCAUGGUGAGGCCGCGGCCGGCCAACGGAAGAGCAGGGGGCAAAUCAAGGCUGAGCGGCGGGCCAGAGCUCAGGCGGCCAAAGGUAACGCGAACAACCCCGCUAAGGUGGCCGAAGGCAACGCGAGCAGCGCCGUCAAACCGGCUGAAGGCAACGCGAACAACCCCGCUAAAGCGGCCAAAGGCAAUGCGAACAACCCCGCCAAAGCGGCGGAAGGUAACACGAGCAAUCCUGUCAAAGCGGCCAAGGGUAUCGCGAACACACCGAACACACCCGUCAGGGCAGUCAGUGCUAACGCGAGCCACCCUGCCAAGCCGGCCAAAGCUGGCGCGAACCAGCCCGCCAAAGCAUCCAAAUCGAAUACGGGCACGCCUGUCAAGGAUGCCAAAGCGAGCGUGAGCAAGAAGGCGUCGCCGACGGCCGGCGGCGACGGCUCCACGCAGGCGGGCGGCGGCGGUGGAGCGGCAGGUCAGGCUAGCCCGGUCGCCCGCCCUGCGCAGGCGCCGGCGCUGGCCGCCGGGGCGCCCGUCCAGACCGCAGCGGAGCCGCCCCACCAGGCCCAGCCUGCUGACGGUCAGCAGAAGAGCAGGGAGCAGGUCAAGGCCGAGCGGAAGGCCAAGGCUGAGGCGGCCAAGCUGGCCAAGGCGGCCAAGGCCAACGCCAACAAGUCGGCCAACGCCAACGCGAACGAGCUCGGGAAAAGCAGCACCAGCAAGGCCGCUGGAGCUGGCGCGAGCAAGAGUGAGGCCUCGCUGCCGGCGGCGGCGUGCGGCGGUGGUGCGGCCGGUCAGGCGACCGCGAGCCGGCCGGCCACCGCACCAUCGGCGCGACCGCCACUUCAGUCGCCGCCCGGACCCAAGGCGGAGGUGCAGUCUGCUCCCCAGACCGUGCAGCAGGCGGCGGCCCCUGGCCCGGCCGUGGCCGAGCGCGGCGGUCAGCCGAGGCCGGUCCCGAACGCGGCCCCGGCGCCGGACCAGCCGCCAACCAAGUCCAAGGCCGAGCUGAAGGCUGAGAGGCGGGCGCUGCAGGAGGCGCAGCGGGCGGCCAAGGCAGCGGCGGCGGCGGCGGCGGCAGCUGCGGGCCCGGCCGCCGCCAAAGGAGGCAGCCAGCCGAAGCUGGCCCAGAAGGUGGCCGGGCCGGCUCAGCAGCCGGCGCCGGUGGCGCGCCCGGAUCAGGACACCGCCCAGCCGGACAAGAAAAACUCGAAGAAGGCGCCGGCCGCCGCCAAGCACCACAUCCACAUGUUCUCGCACCUGCCGCAGUUCGACGCCGGCGCCGUGGACGCGCUGACGCUGAAGCACGGCGUGCACCCGGCCGUGCUGCGCCUGGGCCUGCGGCUGGCGGCCGGCCGCAUCACCGGCGCCAACGCCGGCGCCGUGGCGCUGCUGGCCGCGCUCGCCGCUCUCGUGGAGGACUACAAGACGCCGGCGCAGCGCGAACUCCGCCGCGACCUGCCUGACCAGGUGCGCCGAGCCGUGGGUCACGUGGCCGCGUGCCAGCCGCUCUCGGUCGCCAUGGAGAACGCGGCGGCGCGGCUGGACCACGCCAUCCGCACAGAGGUGGCCGACGGGACCAGCGACAACGAGGCUAAGAAGCACCUGUCGGAGUGGAUCGAGUUCUUCAUCAGAGACAACAUCUGUAAGGCGGUGACGGCGAUCACGCACUACGCCCUGGAGAGGAUCAAGGACGGCGACACGAUCCUGACGUACGGCAAGUCGGCGGCGGUGCUGGACGUGCUGCGCGAAGCGCACAUGAAAGGCCUCCGCUUCCACGUGGUGGUGGUGGACUCGCGGCCGCAUCUCGAGGGCCGUGGUAUGCUGCGGAUGCUGUUGGACGCCGGCGUCACCUGCUCGUACGGCAUGAUCAGCGCCAUCAGCCACCACAUGAAGCAGGCGACCAAGGUGCUACUGGGCGCGCACGCGCUCCUCUCCAACGGCAUGGUGCUGUCGCGCGCCGGCUCGGCCAUGGUGAGCCUGGCUGGCCACGCCCUUAACCGGCCCGUGCUCGUCUGCUGCGAGAAGUACAAGUUCUCGGAGCGCGUGCAGACCGACUCGCAGGUGUACAACCGGCUGGGCGACCCGGAUGCGCUGGUGCCGGCGGCCGACUCGCCGCUGGCCGACUGGCGGCGCUGCGAGGCGCUGACGCUGCUCAACCUGGCCUACGACGUCACGCCGCCCGAGCUGGUGGAUGUGGUCAUAACCGAGCUGGGCGCUAUUCCGUGCACGUCGGCGCCGGCCGUGCUGCGCCUGCAGCAGCACGCCGGGUACUGAUGCGGCGCAUGCGGUGGCUGGCACGCCGGCAGUGCUGCGUCUGCAGCAACACACCGGAUGCUGAGGCGGCGCACGCGGUGGCUGGCACGCCGGCCGUGCUGCGUCUGCAGCAGCACGCC